Fomitopsis serialis is the source of this 2970-nucleotide messenger RNA. RefSeq lists its product as uncharacterized. Gene Ontology annotation, biological process: RNA polymerase II preinitiation complex assembly; transcription by RNA polymerase II. The transcript has 18 exons. Bases 1 to 2970 code for a protein of 989 amino acids. The record is from RefSeq and is a predicted model, not a curated record. Gene Ontology annotation, molecular function: histone acetyltransferase activity; RNA polymerase II general transcription initiation factor activity; TBP-class protein binding. NCBI's taxonomy places the organism in Eukaryota, Fungi, Basidiomycota, Agaricomycetes, Polyporales, Fomitopsidaceae. Gene Ontology annotation, cellular component: transcription factor TFIID complex.
AUGUAUCUCUACUUGACUGGAUUCUCCUUGAACAGUGUCCUCAGCGGACUUGAUCUGCCGACGGGACCAGCGGGUUUCACUGCGCAACAGAUAUACAAUGACAAGUGGGAUAAUGAUUCUGAAGCAGUCGGUCCGGGAGAAGGGGAGGAUUGGGAGGCUGAGGUGGAUAAGGAAUUGGAAGCCGAGGGUUCUGACAGAGGUGGCCAGGUCAAGAUGGAGGCAUACUGUCUUCGAAAGAUUUCCGACUUCGAGAAGAAUCAAGUCCUGAACUUCACGGAACUGUUCAAGGGGCAUACGACGCAGAGGUCGAGGAUUCGAGAAGACCGUUCCAAGGCCGUCUACCCGAGAAAGAAAGAGACCCCACGAGGAUUCCUCGCUGCCGUAGUGGGCGACACAGAACGACAAGUCGAGAAUCAGCGUGUGGAGGAGUCGUGUCAUCUGGAAUGUGAGGUAGAUCUGUGGAAAGCGCUACAGGUAUCGCUCCCACUCGGACGUUCCAAUUUCUUACCUUUGGAUGAUCGCUCCUUCGACCUUGUUCUGCUUUCCAACUGGGAAGACAAUUGUUACGAACCUGACGCAGAUGCUAGCCUGCGCCGUUGGCGACCCCCGGCAGACCUGACAGCGCCACAAAAUAAGGUCCUCGAAUCUGGAGUGUGGACCAGAGAUCGGUUCAAUCUAUCCAAUGAUCAGUAUUACGAGGUCAACAAGGACGGUGGCCGGCAUCGUGUCCGACAGACGUUGAAGCUCCAGCUGCCUUUCGUACUACAAGACACGCUGUCCAAGCAGGAAGCGCGCUCUUUCCACCGACCCGCGUUGCAGUUUCCUUCGAACGUCGAAAUCCACUUCGCCAAGGUUCGCACUGCCAAGAAAAAGAAGGACAAGGCGGAGGAGCAUCCACCCAUCGUCUCAACUUCGGAAUGGGCAGCAUCUAGUCAAUACUACCGUAAGAAAAGUGAAAAGGAUGAACAUGUACCGAAGUUUGACCUGGGAGAGCCUAUUGUCAUUGAGCCUCAAGACGAGUCUCCCUUCAUGAAGUUUGGAUAUGUCUAUCCCGGACAGACGGUUCCUUCCAUCUACAACAACCUCGUCCGAGCACCCCUGUUUCGUCAUAAGGCAUACCCUACGGACUUCCUGGUCAUAAGGUCUACAUGCAAGAAUGACACGAAGUACUACAUCCGGGAGAUCAAGAAUCUAUUUGUGGUCGGACAGACCUAUCCUGUGACAGAAGUCCCUGGUCCGCACUCACGCAAGAUUACGAACACUAUCAAGCACCGCCUCCAGAUUAUCGCCUUCAAGUUACUCGCGAAGAGCGUGGAAGAGCGGCUUAAGAUUUCACGGCUGAUGAAGUACUUCCCUGACCAAAAUGAGCUCCAAAUGAGGCAACGCCUCAAGGAAUUCAUGGAGUACCAUCGCCGCGGCCCUCAUCAAGGCUUCUGGCGUCUGAAGGGCACAUGGACCAUACCUUCUGACAUCGACAUGCUCAAGAUGGUGUCGCCGGAACAAGUGGUUCUCUCCGAGAGCAUGCAAGUCGGUCAGCGCCAUUUGCAGGAUGCCGGUUACAGCUUCAAUGGCGAAGUCGCUGAGGACGACGAGGGCAACCUCUCCAUCGAACAGCAGCUUGCGCCGUGGAUCACGACCAAGAAUUUCUUAUUCGCCACGCAAGCAAAAGCGAUGUUGCGGCUCCACGGUGAAGGUGAUCCAACGGGGCGUGGAGAGGCGUUCAGCUUCGUCCGCGUGUCCAUGAAGGACAUCUUCGUCAAGGCAGGCGAGGAUUAUGAGCAGAAGCUUGCCGAAGCCGAGGCCGAGAACCGCCCUAAAUCUGCUCAUCGCUAUAACGUCGCCGAGCAACAACAGAUCUAUAAGUCGGAAAUCGAACGAAUUUGGAAGGCUCAGUUCGAUUCGUUGAGCCGCAAGGAUGAGCCUGAGCUCACGGAAGAGGAUGAGAAGAGGGCAGAAGUGAAGACACAGCGAAAGCUGUCCGGUCCACAUGACGGCUACACUCCUGCAGGAUCUCCUGUCGCUCACCGCGAGACUCCUGCUCCCUUGUCCCCAACAUUCAGCCGGGGCUCCUCGCUUGUCCGUGAUCGUGAAUUGAGUUUGGGUCCAGAUGCGCAAAGGAGGGUGCUACGGAUAAAGCGUUUGGUUGAUGGCGAAUGGAAGACGGAAAUCAUACGAGACAACGCUGUCAUUACUGCGUAUGUCAAGAGACGGCAGGCGCUGGAAGAGGAGGCAACUACUGCCGAUGCCCUGGCUCCGACCGGAGACGCUGAGAAGGAUCGGCGUGCGCGCAAGAGGUUGGAGGAGGAAAUUGCCCGAAUGAAGAAGAAUCAGGAAAGACGUCUCCACCGUAAGAAUGCGAAGAUAGUGAAGGAAGGCGGGACUCCGAUGCAGCUAAACCGGCCGCUCAAGCCUGAUACUACGAGACGAUGUGGGCAUUGCGGUCAGAUGGGACACAUGAAGACCAACAGGAAGUGCCCUCGUUGGGCGGAAUUCAAUUCUGGCAACCCUCCUUUGUCAACGCCCGCUGCUACGAGUCCGCCGGCAGCGUCUCCGAGUGCCUCGGGUGGUUUUGGAUUUUCUUCAAGUUCGGACAGUUUGUUCUCACCGGGUGCUUCAGGAUCCCUGCGACCUCCGAAUCCAUCCUUGAGCCUGGGAGGACAUGGUCCAUCCCCUCUUGCUACAAGCCCGCCAGUUAUGGCAAUGGACGAAGACGACGAGGUUCCUUCCACUCCGUCUCUGUCAAAUCCCAAGCUGAAGCUCACGCUCAAAAGUCAUAGCAUCAUUUCGAGCACCUGGAUGUGUGCAUUGUCUUGGCUUCGUCCCUCCGCAUCAAAGCGCACCGCCUGGUUGCGAGUUGCCAUUCUUGGGAGCUCCUUGGCGCACUCCUUGAUCCGUAUUUACACGGCGGUGCUAAGCUGGGCACUUCGCGGGUCAUUCCGCCACAAGGGACCCACUGGCGACCACAAGUGA